Messenger RNA from Trametes versicolor FP-101664 SS1, 411 nucleotides. RefSeq names its product Sm-like ribonucleoprotein. Gene Ontology annotation, cellular component: P-body; Lsm1-7-Pat1 complex. The record is from RefSeq and is a predicted model, not a curated record. Gene Ontology annotation, molecular function: RNA cap binding. The transcript is spliced from 4 exons. Gene Ontology annotation, biological process: deadenylation-dependent decapping of nuclear-transcribed mRNA. Bases 1 to 411 code for a protein of 136 amino acids. NCBI's taxonomy places the organism in Eukaryota, Fungi, Basidiomycota, Agaricomycetes, Polyporales, Polyporaceae.
AUGGACUCCCUCAUCCCAUUCACCACCUCUGGAUCGCUCGUGGAUUGCGUCGAUAGGAAGAUGCUCGUGCUCCUACGAGACGGUCGGAAGCUGCAAGGCGUCCUCCGGUCCUAUGAUCAAUUCGCUAACCUCGUACUGGAGGACACGGUGGAACGCAUAUACCACCAAGACGUCUUCGCGGAAAUGUGGCGCGGCCUGUUCCUCAUACGAGGCGAGAACGUCGUGCUGCUAGGAGAGAUCGACCUUGACCAAGAAGACGAAGUGCCCCUGCGUCAGGUAGAAUGGAGCGUUCUGGAGGCGUAUCACAAGCAAGACAUCGCGGACAAGAAAGUACGAGAAGAGGCGAAGUCCCAAAUCCUCUACGAGCAGAAGGGCUUCUGCAAAGAGGGCGGAGAGGGCGACGGGUACUGA